Molecule: messenger RNA, 8343 nt
Organism: Epinephelus fuscoguttatus (brown-marbled grouper)
Lineage: Eukaryota; Metazoa; Chordata; Actinopteri; Perciformes; Serranidae
Gene: ptpn12
Product: protein tyrosine phosphatase non-receptor type 12
Exons: 17
Coding region: 491-2800 (769 amino acids)
Biological process (GO): peptidyl-tyrosine dephosphorylation
Cellular component (GO): cytoplasm; nucleus
Molecular function (GO): non-membrane spanning protein tyrosine phosphatase activity
Source: RefSeq, a predicted model, not a curated record
UUCCCCAGUAGCGAAUAACGAGCAGCAGUGUGUGAAUGUGGCAACUGAGGUAGACAGGGAGGGGUAGAUAGACUGACCAGACCAGGUUUUUUUUGUCUUUUUCUUUCUCUUUCUUUUCUUACCGAGCCAAGUGUUUCCUCUUUACAUGACGCCACGGUUGUAAAGUAGUUUGUAGACGUGAAAGCCCGGCCGCCGCUGCCUUUUCUUGGGACUAACCGAUAUCGUUGUGAAAACAGCCCAGAAGAAAGAAGGAAAGGGGGAAACAACAUGGGGCGAUUAUAAAAAAAAAGAAGGUGUUGUGUUAUGAACCGACGAUGACUCUCUGGGAGGAUCCGUGAAGCUUAUUUAUUUUUAUUUAUUCUCCCUCUUCCCUUUCCCUCUUGUCCCUUUUUUGGUUUAUUUUUGAUUUUUCUCCUCCCUUGCUACUUUGGGAGGUUGGGUUUUUUUUUCAAGGAAAAGGCUACGGGAUACGUUACAAGAGGACCGAAGGAUGGACCAAGCCGGCAUCCUGAGAAAGUUUAUCCAGGGGGUGAAGGCCAUGAGCGAGGGGGACGAGGAGAGGGGAGAGGACAACUUCGGCAGCGACUUUAUGCGGUUACGGAGGUUAUCGACUAAAUACCGGACGGAGAAGAUCUACCCCACCAACGUAGGAGAGAGGGAAGAGAAUGUCAAGAAGAACAGAUAUAAAGAUAUACUGCCAUUUGAUCACAGUAGGGUGAAGCUGACGUUAAAAACAUCCAAUCAGGACACAGAUUAUGUCAAUGCUAACUUCAUCAAGGGUAUGGAUGGCCCAGAGGCCUAUAUUGCAACUCAGGGCCCACUGCCGAACACUGUCAUCGACUUCUGGAGGAUGAACUGGGAGUACAACGUAGCUGUUAUUGUAAUGGCUUGUCGAGAGUUCGAGAUGGGAAGGAAAAAGUGUGAGCGGUAUUUCCCGCUGCUCGGGGAGGAGCCCUUGAGUUUUGGCCCCUUCAGAAUCUCCUGUGAGGCAGAGCAGGCCAGAACAGACUACUUCAUCAGGACUCUGGUGGUGGAGAAUGAAAAUGAGAAUGAAACUCGGAGGAUAACACAGUUCCAUUAUAUGAACUGGCCGGAUCACGACGUCCCCUCGUCGUUUGACUCCAUACUGGAUAUGAUUGGACUAAUGAGAGAAUACCAAGAGAACGACGAUGUUCCUAUAUGUGUGCACUGCAGUGCAGGCUGUGGGAGGACGGGAGCUAUCUGUGCAAUCGACUACACAUGGAACCUCCUCAAAGCUGGGAAAAUACCAGAAGAUUUUAAUGUUUUUCGGUUGAUCCAAGAGAUGAGGACGCAACGACACUCUGCUGUACAGACAAAGGAGCAGUACGAGUUAGUUCAUAAAGCGAUCGCCCAGCUCUUUGAGAAACAGCUGCAGCUACUGGAGAGCCCCACCAACACGCAGAUACACGAUGGCAUGGUUGAGAGCAGUCCAGAUAAAGCAAGCCACCCGUCAGGUGAGGACAGAUGGGACACACCACCUCCGAAACCUCCCCGCAUUCGCAGUUCCCAGGCAGAAGGUGACGUGAAGGAGGAGAUACUCCAGCCCCCGGAGCCUCACCCCGUACCCCCUAUUCUGACCCCGUCCCCCCCUUCAGCCUUCCCCACCGUCACCAACGUACGGCAGGACAACGACCGCUACCACCCCAAACCUGUCAUACACGUCCUGUCUACCACACAGAAUAAGGACACGGACCAGCAGCAGAACCAGUCAGAACCCAGUCCGAACAAACAGACCAGUCCCUCAGAGCAGAAAGACCAAGAUCUACAAAGUCGAAAACAGCAGACUCAGGUCUCAAAUCUAGACCUCAACGACAACUACAACAACAAAUCAACAUCGACAAAAUCAGAAUCGGGCCAAAGCCAGACUCAGACUCCCUCCUCGCCCCUCUCCCCGGCUGUUGAAUGUUCCGGUGCUCCUCGGAUCGAGAGGAAGCUGAGCAUCGAGAUUAAAAAGGUGCCGUUACAGGAAGGACCUCGUAGUUUUGACACUUCCUCCUCCAUGGGAGUAGCAGGCGGAAUCGGCAGCAGCUCAGCCAGUAGCGCGGCAGGACUGCAAAGAGCCCACGCCUUCAAAGCCCGCUCGGGCCAAUCCCUGCUGACGUCUAGCUCUUCGCUGUCGGAGGACUCGGGCACAGAGGGUGGAGCGGGUGGAUGUGGGGAGAGUCAUGCCGACGGAGGCGUCCUCGCCAGACCAAACCACCUCCCUGUGAAGGGCGAGAAGGGGGAGACACAAGGAGGGGAGAAAGCGGAGGUGAAGGCCGGCCAUGCGGCAUGGUCUCAGGCCUGCAACAGCCCGGAGAAACAGUUCCCCAAAACCUCCUCCUCUUCCUCCUCCUCAGACCGCGUCGCUCCAUCCUCCUCCUCUUCCUCCCACCUCUCCUCCUCCUCUUCCUCCUCCUCGUCUACUCCUGUUAGAACUGCCCUGAGCUUCACCAACCCCCUGCACUCGGAUAACUCGGACGAGGAGGGGGACGGAGAAAUGUCCGGGGGAAAGGAGGGUUAUCGUACUAAUGUAUCCACAGCGACGGCCAUGGUAACCGCAUCCCCUCACCAUGGAGACCAGCAGCCGGUCCGGAAGGUGGUGCCCAUGUCGAUCGCGGGGCAGAGCUCUCCGUCACCCACUGCAAACCCUGUGGAGGUGAAAACGUCAGCCUCAGCUGAAUGGAGUGGCUCAAAUAAAGAUGUGUCAGAGUGUGUUAAGAAGACGUCUCCAGCUGACCCUGCAUCUGCUGGCACCACAGCGACAGACAGCAAGGCAGACCUGGGUGGGGUUCGGUAACCGCUGCAUUCAGCCCAAAGGCCCUCGGGAACCCCCCCUGGAGUGGACGUGAUGGGACGAUCCAUCUGCCCGUCCACCAACAGUGUCCUCCCUCGUCAGGAGAUGGACUCUACCAAUCUCACCUGGCUGGUCCAAAAACCUAGUUGAUAGAUGCUACACAGACAAACAUCACAAUUUUACAUAGAAACACCUUCUGUGUAACUCUGUGCAACACCUCCUCCUACUCCUCCUCCUCCUCCUCAGUCCUUCCUUCAAAGUGCCACUGUGCAAAGCAGAAGAACACUUACUGGUCAAGUGGUUUUGUCCACGUUUUCCUGUUCAGCUUGCUGAUAUUAGAGGUUUUCACUUCUCUAGACGCUGACCUGGGAUCAGUCUGGUUAUUUUCCUGUUGAUGCUUAAAGAAUAAUUCCUGUUUAUUUCCUGUUUCUAGUAACUUGAGAGUAGAUUAAAAAAGCUCUUAUUUCUCUCUCUGGCUUUACACACAUCAUGAGAAUCUGUGUGACUAAAUGAAUAGAGGUGUAUGUGGAGCCCUUAGGUGUUAAACAGAAAUUUUCUUUCAUGCCAAAUGAGAAAAAAGUAUUUUUUUCAUCAUAAAUCAGGAAUUAUCUUUAAUCAGAAAAGCUACUGUGGGAAGCUGAUUCCUAUUCCUGAGGUUUAACUGAACUCCCAGACGGUGUCUGCUUCCUCCUACUGAAUGAACAACAAUCUUCAAAGCGAACCUAGAUAAUCUGUUACCCAUGAUGCAACCUUUUCUGUUGGGUAUGUACAGGUUGCCAGGGUGCUCUUUCUCUCUGUCUCGUCCUCUCUCCCUCUUUCUGUGUGCUGGUGCUACAUUACAAAGGACCAGCAUAGAAACACAAGUACUCCAGCUGACUGUUACCUGUUCCUCGCCUCCGUUGUGGUCUCCUGUAGGAUUUACACCUGUAUUAGCUGCAGUCAUGUCAGCUCCAGUACUUUAUGUGUCUAUGCUGCUGACCUCCCUGUUUACCAGAGUCAUGGAUUGAUAGUUUGGUCAUUGCAGUGGUCAGUAGCAGCCAUAUUGGCUCCAGAGUCCUGCUCUGUGGCUUUUAGAGGGAUAGUUCCACAUUUUUAGUUCCUGCUGUGAGUUAGAUAACAAGUUUUACACCACUCUCGUGUAUGUGGAGCUGAAGCCUGAAGACGCUUAGCUUAGCAUAAAGGCUGGAAACAUGUAAAUUGUGGUUUUAAAAUUUCAGUGUAUGCACAGAGUAAAUAAAUAUGUGGCAUAAAUUAAUUCUCAUUUAUACUCCAGACCAUGUCCUGAGAAUCAGAUUUGGACAUCGUCCGGAGUUUCUCUUUCACAAAUGUAGCAUACAACAAGAAAUGCUCCAUUUGGUUUAGGCAAUGAGGGGCGCCUGGGUAGAGCGUGCAGGAGGUAGGACAUGACGCAGAUUACACCGCAUUCAAGUACACAGUUUGUAAUUUGGUCAUAAACAACAGAUUCUCUUUCUGUUCCUUGAAUUUGUCUGACGACUUCAGCUUUGACCCUUACCAACACAAGUCCCUAAAUCUCAUCACCUCUCCAGGUAGACAUUUUUGUUACCAUCUUCGUAUAAAUUACCCUUCAUGUUAACCUUUGGAUGUUUGUUUUCUUCCGAUUUUGUGCAAUCUGCAUGAUGGAAACAUCAUCAAUGCUCCCACUGUGAAUUCUCCGGACACUUGCCAGCUUCACAAAUAGGCUCAGUCGGACAUUAACACAGACUCUACACAAGGGAGCUGGCAGUUUAAAGUCCGUUUAAUGUCUGAUCCAACUGAUUCGGACAUUUCCUUUCUCACAUACAGCUCCUCCAGGUAAUGUCUAGAUCAGUGGUUCCCAACUGGUCUGGCCACGGGGUCCACAUGUCUCCUUAGUCAUUCGUUCUAGGUCCACAUAGGAUAUAUAUUCAGGGUCAUACUAAUGUUUGGCCAUAUUGUCGAGCUAGUUUGCCGUCUCUGUCCAGUUAGUCACUCACUCUCCAGGAGGACACAGUGUUUCAAUAUACUGUACUUAAAGUGUGUUUUUACAAACUUGUCACAUUCACAAGUCACUUGCGGUCCAGUCAGAAUGGACCCGCAACCCACUUUUGGACUGCGACCCACCAGUUGGGAACCACUGGUCUAGAUAAUUACACGUUUGCAGUACAUGUGUGCUUUUUUAGUGAGUUGCUCAGAUGUGGGUAGGCAGACUUUAGUACCUUUGUACAGAGGCAAGUUUGUUACCCUGUUUCCAGUAUUUAUGCUAAGCUAGGCUAACUAGCUGCAAGCUGUACCUUCAUGUUCAAUAGGUCUUUCGAGAUGUGUUUAUCGCAGAUGUCGACAUUGUGGUGGCAUUAAAAAAAUAUAUUUAUUGUGCAGCUCUACUUUAAACAGAGCUAGGCCAGCUUUUCCCCUUAUCUUCAGUAUUUAUGCUAAGUUAAGCUAAUCAGCUGCUAGCUGUACGUUCAUGUUUCCUGUACAGACACGAGAGUGGUGUCACUCUCCUCUUCUAACUCACAGGAAAAAAGCAAAGAUGCAAAGAAAAUGUUGAAUUGUUCCUUUAGAUAUCUUUUAAUUCAGUGGCAGAGGACAGUAAUCAUUAUGUUGACAUCAUGUGGUGUUAGAAAGCAUAGCUGAAUGCAGAGAAACUGAGAAUAGAGAUUAAGGAGUUCUUAAUGUCUUACAUCUGAUUUACAAAUGUUUAACCAAAGAGUGAUGUUCCCUUCUCCAAUAAUUCACAAUAGAAAACAUCACAAAAGAUUAGUUAGAAAAGUCAGAAAAUAGUUAAAACAUACAACAUUUGAAGCUAAGUUUCCAGGAAGUCUGCUUUUGUCAGUCAUAAUGGGGUUAAAUUGACCUUAAAACACGCCAUUAAUGACCAAACUGAUCAGCUCUGUGACUCUGGCUCUCACUGCUGGGACCAUGAGCCUGCCUUAGUCCGCCUCUCAGAGAAGACAGCCAAUGACAGUCCUCUUUAAUUGCUCUCUUCAGUUCACUUCUCCGUCUAUCGGUGUAUUUCUGCUUCUCUUGGUCGUUAUCGGGACUCAAUUUUACUGUUUACUUCUUUUUAUUUUCCUCAGCACUGUCUUGUUUUUGUCUUUCUGUUAUUGUACCUUUUGCUUUUUCUGUUGACAGUCUCCAUUUCCUGUUGGAUGAACAACCAUGCAAGUCAUUUUACUCAGUGUUUCGGAGUAGGAAUGUUAGACAUCACCUGAAACUCUUAUGGGACUUGACAGAUUGAGAAAUAGUCUGGCUUCCCGUAACAACCACAGAUGAGACUUGUAUGGUUUUUCAUGCGACGACCAAAUUUAAAAGAAAUCAUACUGUACCUGCCUCUGUAUGUGUGAGACAAUGAUGAUAGGGACCCAGGACUACUGUUUUCUCCUUAUUGUUCUCUGCUAACUUCUCCUUCAUUAGCUACCAUAACUAUACAGUAUAUGCAUUGUUUUAUAAAGAUAAAAAACUGUACAGGGCAGUUUAGGUAUAUAAUAUUUCAGAUUUUUGUUUUUGUUAUCUUAAAUAUUCUUAUUAACAGAAGAUGUAAGAAAGUCAGUGCAUGAUGAUGAUGAUGAUGAUGAUGAUUCCUCCCCUACACAGUGUUUCCCUUCAAACUGUAAAUUAUUCUGCUGCCCUUUGUUCUUUUUUUUUUUUUGCUUCUGGCAAAUAUUUCAGGGUUGUUUUUAUUUUUAUGUUCGAGUUAUAUGCUUACAAAGAUUGAGAAAUUCUUGUUUUAAUUGGUUGGCAGAGGAAAAGCGUCGACUGCCAGCCGGCCCCCUUUCAGAUAGCUACAACGGGCUUCGAAUAAGAUUGUAAUAAUAAUAUUAAUGACAAUGAUAAUAAUAAUAAUAAUGGUCGUUUUUUGUAAAUGGUAUUUUAAAAGUUAUUUUUGUAUACGCGGUUGUUUGUUGCGUCACAAGUCCACUGCUCAAAUCCCCCCACUCCUCUCUUUGCUUCUCACAUACUCUCCUUUCACCUGCGUCUUUUUAUUUUUUACUUUUUUUUUUUUUUUUUUUUUAACACGUUUUGAUUUCUUCCUUUCUGUCUCUCCGCUCUUUUAAUGUAGAACAUGCAACAGAGAUGAAUCUCCUGCUCUGGACAAGGAGCAUCUCAUUAUUUUUCGCUUCCUUAGUACUUCCCCUGCUGUUUUCUCUCUUUCAUCCCCCUCGCCUCCCACCCUGUCUCUGCCUUUUUAAUUUUUAAAAGGCUGCCGAUUUCAACAUGUCUGUGUGCCAGCACUUUAAAGGGGACCUAUUAUGCUCAUAUUCGGGUUCAUACUUGUAUGUUGGGUUUCUGCCAGAACAUGUUUACAUGCUUUAAUGUUCAAAAAUCACUUAAUUUUCGUCACACUGUCUGUGCUGGAACACCUUUGUUCACCCUCUGUCUGAAACACUCCGUUUUAGCGCCAGUAUCUUUAAGCCAAGGCUGCUCUGAUUUGUAUUUCUGUUCUGUAUUUCGGUGUCUCUGCGCCUUCAUUGCAGCUGGGGAAUGACUGUAACAGAGAAUAGCAGCACUUCCUGCCGUGAAAAAUCACAGAUAAAAGCAUGUAAACACAACCAGACAUGUUCCAGCGGGAAUAUGACCUUGACCACCAAGAUUACAUGUUUCCCUGAUGUUAGCAUGUGGCUACAUAGCAGCGUAUCAGCAGCAGCGUAUUUGCAAUCGGGAAAUGACGGUGUACAGUCGCACUUUCACCCAUUAAAAUCAACGAAAAAAAGCUUCUACACACACAGCUGGACAUGUUCCAGCUGGAAUAUGAUCUCAAAUCGGGAAGAAUUUAAUAACAUCAGCAACUAAGAUUACAAGUUUUUCUGGUGUUAGCAUGUUGCUACACAUAGCAGUGUAUUUGCAGUCGGGAAAUUACAGUGUAUGUUCGCACUCUUUACUGUUGAAAUCAACAGUUCAAAACACAACUGGAAGUGUUCCAACAGAAAUAUGAUCUAUCAUUGGGAAGAAAUUAACGACAUCCACAACCUAGAUUACAAGUUUCCCUGUCGUUAGCAUGUGGCUACAUGUAGCAACGCAUUUGCAGUGGGGAAAUAAGUGUGUUUAGUUGCAUUUUCUCACAUUAAAUUCAUCAUUAAAAGAUUAUAAACUCAUUUUCCAGCAGGUUUGCCUGACAUUAGCAUGCAGCUACAUGUAGCAGUGUAGGCUACAUCAUGUAGAUACCUGCAUUAGCAAGCUUGAAGCAGAUGACCGUAUAAUAAAAUCCAUCACGAGUGGACGUAGCUCGUCUUGAAAGUAGAAAAAAUCGUUAACAGUAUUCAGAACAGUCUUAAAGCUGAGGUUUUUGCCCACAGUGAUUACUUUAGCGUACGUUUACCUCUUUAUUUAAAACAUUUAAUACAAACAUUGACAUUGUAACUAUAUUUAUGACAGAAGAUGAGGAAAAACAUAACGGGUCCCCUUUAAGUGAUCCAUCUCUAAAUUGUUGGCGGUUGAAAGUAACAAAAUCCGACGUAAACUGACGAUUAGACAUGCUGGGAAAAACUGUCUUUUAAUCGUUAUCAUUUGUUUCUCCAAUAUUCCAUUUCUUUCUUUCUGUUUUAUUUACGUGACCCCUUCACAUGCAC